Messenger RNA from Cucumis sativus (cucumber), 2136 nucleotides. Its product is annotated as probable U3 small nucleolar RNA-associated protein 7. Gene Ontology annotation, cellular component: 90S preribosome; nucleolus; small-subunit processome. Bases 278 to 1888 code for a protein of 536 amino acids. The record is from RefSeq and is a predicted model, not a curated record. Gene Ontology annotation, biological process: maturation of SSU-rRNA from tricistronic rRNA transcript (SSU-rRNA, 5.8S rRNA, LSU-rRNA). NCBI's taxonomy places the organism in Eukaryota, Viridiplantae, Streptophyta, Magnoliopsida, Cucurbitales, Cucurbitaceae. The transcript has 9 exons. Gene Ontology annotation, molecular function: protein binding.
UUAGUGAGAAAAAAAAAACCCUCAAAUUUUUCUUCUUUACACGACUGCAGCUCCGCCCAGCACACACCUCUAACCUACGCGGCAGCCGCUCCUUGCCAUCCUUCUCCGCCACCACUGCACUACGCCGCUGCCCCACGGCAACGUUUCUACUGAUCGGACUAAACACCCACCAUUCUCCUGAACCCCAAUCUUAGCUUUUUCUGGCGUCUACCUGAAAUAUAUUUAGUUCUUUCAAACUUCGCUGCAGUAGUUCUUGAAGACGUUAUAACCUAGCUAAAUGGAGAAGGAACUAGGGAAUGUGGUUACUGAAAGGAUUCUUCCUCCGACUGAACAGGAGGUAUCAAAUGAGAUAGAUGUGAAAGUUAAAAAAUAUAUGCGUGGAGAAGGUGCUAACCUAGAGGUUCUGAAAGAUAAAAAGUUGAAGGGUCAACUUUCUGCUAUAGAAGAUCUAUAUGGGAAAUCUGCUAAAGCUGCUGCAGAGGUCGAAAAGUGGCUUAUGCCAAGUGAGGGAGGCUACUUGGAGACUGAAGGAUUAGAGAAGACGUGGAGAAUCAAACAGGAAACAAUUUCUCACGAAGUAGAUAUCUUAAGUAGAAGGAAUCAACAUGAUAUUAUUUUACCAGCUCUAGGACCAUAUUCUAUUGACUAUACUUCAAACGGUAGAUAUAUGGCCAUUGCUGGACGUAAGGGUCACCUGGCCCUUGUAGACAUGAAGGAUCUCAAUUUAAUUAAAGAGUUUCAGGUUAAGGAGACUGUUCGUGAUGUUGUCUUUUUGCACAAUGAGCUGUUCUUUGCUGCUGCACAAAAAAAGUAUCCGUAUAUUUAUAAUCGGGAGGGCACAGAGCUUCACUGCCUCAAGGAGCACGGAUCAGUCAGGAGGCUUCAAUUUCUGAAAAAUCACUUCCUUUUGGUAUCCAUAAACAAGUUUGGACAGCUUCACUAUCAAGAUGUAACAACUGGUAGCAUGGUCGGUUCCUUCCGCACUGGACUAGGCCGUACUGAUGUGAUGCAGGUAAAUCCAUUCAAUGGAGUUAUAGCAACCGGUCAUUCAGGUGGUUCGGUGGCUAUGUGGAAACCUACGAGCUCUGCUCCUCUUGUAAAGAUGCUUUGUCAUCCAGGGCCUGUAUCAGCGCUAGCGUUCCAUCCAAAUGGCCAUCUCAUGGCUACAUCUGGCGCCGAGAGGAAAAUUAAGCUCUGGGACUUGAGGAAGUUUGAGGUCCUUCAGACUCUUCCUGGGCAUGCUAAGACCUUAGAUUUCAGUCAGAAAGGGUUACUUGCUUAUGGAACUGGGUCAUUUGUACAGAUACUAGGUGAUUUCUCUGGAGCUCAGAAUUACAAUAGGUAUAUGGCUCACUCAAUGGCGAAAGGUUACCAAAUAGGAAAGAUUUUGUUUCGACCUUAUGAAGAUGUUUUAGGUAUAGGCCACUCAAUGGGUUGGUCGAGUAUCCUCAUUCCAGGAUCUGGUGAACCCAACUUCGAUACUUGGGUAGCUAACCCAUUUGAAACAUCAAAACAACGAAGAGAAAAGGAGGUUCGGUCUCUCCUCGAUAAGCUUCCUCCUGAGACAAUUUCACUCAACCCCACGAAAAUUGGUACCCUCAUGGCAGUAAAGAAGAAGGAGAAAAAGACAAAGAAAGAAAGAGAUGCUGAAGAGGAGGCUGCAGUUGAUGCUGCAAAGGGCAUUACCAUGAAGAAGAAAACCAAGGGAAGGAAUAAGCCAACCAAGAGAGAAAAGAAGAAACAUGAAAUUAUUGAGAAGGCCAAACGGCCUUUCCUUCAUGAACAGAUAAAGGAAGAAGAAUUGUCUCGAAAGAAGUCGAGGUUGAGCGAGGAAGUCGAACUUCCCAAGUCUUUGCAGAGGUUUGCUCGUAAGAAAACUGCGACAUGAUUGUAACUUUUAGUCAUGUUACAUUAUUCAUAAUUUUGUAGUCUAUUAGAUUAAUCAUUCAGCAUUCUUCAUAAAUUUUGUUUAAUAUUGUUUGUUUUCAUCGAGAAAGGAAAGGAAAAUGUGGCCAAGAUUAUGAUUUCCUUCUUCCAACAUGCUUCAGGUAUGUACUUAGUAGUGUUUGCUUGCUUCAAACACGAACACAUGCAUGCACAUUGAUUUAGUGGUGCAUUUGUGGUCGGAUUUUUUUA